AUGAUUUCAGAAAGUUGUCCUGGAAAUGAAUCGACUUGGAAUGAUGGUUGACCUGUCACAUAUAUCAGCUGGAUACGGAUGCCCUUAAAAUCUCGAGAGCACCCGUGUUUUUCUCUCAUUUCUCGGCUUUUUCAGUUUUUCCACACAGAAGAAAUGUGAAUGACCAGGUUCUAAAGAUGUUGGAAGCCAACAACGGAGUGCUGAUGAUCAACUUUUGGAACAAUGUUGUCCGAUGCUCCAAGGACUAUAAAAAUGCCACCAUCGACGAUGUUAUUGAGGAUUUCAACUACGUGAAAGAUCUCAUCGGUGUUGACCAUUUGGGCAUGGGAGCCGAUUACGAUGGCGUCCCCAUAGUUCCUAAGGGAUUGGAGGACGUGUCGAAGUACCCGGAUCUCUUGGAAAAGCUCGUACGAGAUCACAAUUGGUCCCGAGAAGACAUCAAGAAAAUCACAGGAGCAAACAUUUUGCGCGUCAUGAAAGACGUGGAGAAAGUGGCUGAAGAGCUGGAAGCCACCAAAGCCAACGACGAUACCCUCGAUUAUUGCCGUAUCGUUGGCUCAGAUAAUUGCCUAAUUGCCAGUGCAAAGGCAAAGUCAUGAAGGACGUUACACUUU
Molecule: messenger RNA, 614 nt
Organism: Tigriopus californicus
Lineage: Eukaryota; Metazoa; Arthropoda; Copepoda; Harpacticoida; Harpacticidae
Exons: 3
Coding region: 177-599 (140 amino acids)
Biological process (GO): proteolysis
Molecular function (GO): metallodipeptidase activity
Source: RefSeq, a predicted model, not a curated record